Ectocarpus sp. CCAP 1310/34 is the source of this 2149-nucleotide messenger RNA. The record is from the annotation of a GenBank genome assembly. Lineage: Eukaryota; Phaeophyceae; Ectocarpales; Ectocarpaceae.
AUGAACACAUCAUCAGAGUCCACGCCUUUGCUCUCUGCGUCUAGUAACUCACGACCCAGGCAACGCUUCAACGCCCACAUCGCCAGGCCCAGAGGAACGUCAGCCUCGCUCGGUUUUUUACCCUCUUCCACUUCGCAAACUCUUCAUCAAGGUACCGCCUCUUCCCUCCCGGCUUCGGAAAAAAAGCACCCUCUGAUCAACAGAAGAAGCAACAUGGCCUGCUGCUUCCAAUGCAUCCCCAACGCGGAGAUCGGCGUGAUCGAGAGGCUCGGAAAGUACCAGGGCCUCGCCCAGCCGGGGUUCACCUGCAUCAUGUGGCCGCUCGACAGCAUCGUGGCCAAGCUUUCCACGCGUGUGCAGCAGCUUGACGUCCGCAUGGAGACCAAGACGAAGGACAACGUGUUCGUAACGGCGGUCGUGUCCGUUCAGUACCAGCCCAUUAAGUCGAAGAUCUACGACGCGUUCUACAGGCUCACCGACCCGAAGGCGCAGAUCCGUUCCUACGUGUACGACGUGGUCAGAAGUACCCUGCCUAAGUUGGACCUUGACCAGGCGUUCGACUCGAAAGAGGACAUUGCCAUCGCGGUGAAGAACCAGCUGGAGGAGGUGAUGCAGGAGUACGGUUACCAGAUCCUCCAGGCCCUGGUGACCGACAUGGACCCGGAUGCCCGCGUGAAAGGGGCCAUGAACGAGAUCAACGCCUCCAAGCGGCUGAGAGAGGCGGCCACCAACAAGGCUGAGGCCGACAAGAUCAUGCAGGUGAAGGCGGCUGAGGCAGAGGCAGAGUCCAAGUACCUGUCCGGCGUGGGUGUGUCCAGGCAGCGCAAGGCCAUCGUGGACGGCCUCCGCGACUCCGUGCAGACCUUCUCCGAAACCAUCGACGGGACUUCGCCGAAGGACGUGAUGGAUCUGCUUCUCCUGACCCAGUACUUCGACAUGCUCCGCGACGUGGGCCAGUCCUCUCGCGCGGCGACAGUGUUCCUCCCGCACGCGCCGCAGUCCGUGGCCUCCUUGCAGAGCGCCAUGCGCGAUGGCUUUAUGCAGGGGCACGCCGGCAGCGAGGGUCUCGCUUCUGCGCAAAUGAUGAACCGCUAAGAUUGGAACGCCCUGUUUCUUUCUAUUAUUCCCACUUAAAUAAGUGUAGACCCCCCCCUUGGUUUCGGCGGUACUGUAGGAGGGCAGCAGUCGUUGGGGCUUUGGGGUCAGCGGGUGCGGUGUUUUUGCGACGGAUGACUUUCGGCUCCUUUUUUUCUAACCAUGAAAAGUCACUAAGUUGUCGUAGGUGUUGGCCCUUUGUUUCAACCAAGAAAACACGUGUAGCAUGUUUUGGGGCUCACUUGUCGUUGGUUUGCCCAUGUGGGAGUUUGGCUUUCAACUUGGCAACCGUUCGUUCGUUCUUCUUGUUGAGAGUGCACCGCUGCCGGAAGAGACGCACAGAUGCUUUUGUAAUCAUUUUGCCUUGGCUUUUGUACUUCGUGGUCGUUGAUGUUCUGUGUGGAUGCAUGCAUUGAUCUAUUUUCUCACAGGAGGGCCAGAAAUCUAUUGUAUGAUACUGUCACCCGCCUGCCGGGCGCGUUUGUUUUUUUUGUGCCCAGCGCCAGGGCCCGUGCGUGUUCAAUCGCAGCGAUCGCAGGCAACGACGCUCAGUAGGUGUAUCGAAUAGGUCGGGCAACCCCGCGGCUGUUUCUUUUUUGGGGUGGCGAUGUUGUACAGCAGAGGUAUCUGUUUCGCGCCGGUUGAAUAGUGCCCGUGCCCGGUAUAGUGCCGGUGUUAUCGGCGGGCGCACACUGAAUUUCUGAGUCAUUCUCAAAGUUUGAAUAUGCCGAUGAGUUUUCUGUGGCGCAUACUACGCAGGAACUCUACUUAUUGCUAUACGGUAUCUCCUUUGCUUCGCCCGCCUCCCGUGUGUGUGUUUUUUUUUGAAAGUAGACAUAACCUCACAGAAAGACUACCCGGUGUGUGUUUUUUUUUAUUCAUCGACCGCGCUAACCGGCUGACCAAUGAAAAGACGUUAGUCUUAGUGCGGUUGAAAACACAAAACACUUGUAUCUACCAUGAACUGGGACCCCGUGAGGGGGCAGCAUGGGGUACGUCAGUCUCAGUGCGGCGGGAAACACAAAAUGUUUCUAUGUAUGUGUUUAUGUGUGUG